Manduca sexta (tobacco hornworm) is the source of this 713-nucleotide messenger RNA. RefSeq names its product insulin-related peptide 2. Gene Ontology annotation, cellular component: extracellular region. The transcript is spliced from 3 exons. Gene Ontology annotation, molecular function: hormone activity. NCBI's taxonomy places the organism in Eukaryota, Metazoa, Arthropoda, Insecta, Lepidoptera, Sphingidae. Bases 218 to 529 code for a protein of 103 amino acids. The record is from RefSeq and is a predicted model, not a curated record.
UAAUAAUUCUUGAAAGAUUAGUUAUAAUUUUUUAAAAAUUAAAUUAAAAUUAAUCGUUUUUUAAUAAUAGAGAGCUGAUAUAAUUCGUUAAUUAUUGAUCAGUUUAUUCAUUUAAGUAUCGUGUAGAAACGAAGUUUAUUUCUGCACAUUCGCUUAUACAAUAUAACCGAAGCUUUCCAUUUUCGUGGAACACUAUAUAUGAGAGAAUUUUUCAAAGAUGAAAGUGGUUCUUCUCCUCUGCGUGGUGGCCGUGAUUUGUGUUGCUGGUCAAACUAAGCUGAAUCUGUGCGGCAGACCAUUGUCCGAAGCGCGCGCUUUGCUUUGCUUCGGAGCUCAGACGGUCAACAAACGGGACUCGAACUCGCUAUCACUCUCUGAUGGAGAAGACAAGAUUGUGGAAGAUGAUUGGCCUUGGGACGGGCGCAGAGCCGCUCUGAGUGCAAGCUGGUCGCGAUCCAAACGGCAAGGAAUCGUCAAUGAAUGUUGCUACAAAUCGUGCGAGAUCAGCGAGAUACUUACCUACUGCUAAACUCUUUCAUUUAAAAACGGUCAGCCCCAGAUGAAUGGUAUAAAUUUUGUCACGUUGACGUCUAUUAUUUUGUAAUUCAUACAUUUGGAAUCUUCGUAUAUACUUUUGAGACUGACUGUCCAUAGCUUGCCACAAAUCUUGAAUCUUUUAAUCUAAUUUCGAAAUAUAAAAGUGAAUUAAUUUA